GUCUCAAUUUUCUCUCUCUUUCUCUUUUUAUUUCUCAUUUAUUCCUCAUUUUGUUUUCAUUAUUCUUCAUCUUCUAACAAAGAAAGAGAAGAAAGAAAGAACACAAUUUCCAACUCGGACGAGUUCACAACGAGUCAACCCGUCUCUAUAUCAGUUUCGAAGAAACAUAUGGAGGGAAUUAGGGAAACUGAAGAAUGGACAGAUGAAAAACACAGCAUGUAUAUAAAGUCAAUAGAAGCAUCUUUUGUUAAUGACUUGUAUGAUUCUAAGCAAACAGCAAAUUCUACUGGCCAGUUCAAGGUUCUUCGCGGUGGUUGUUGGCAAAAGAUGAACUUCGAACGUGAGAAUCAACAGAUGAGUAGAGGUAAUUCGCGCAAUGAUUUAAUCGCGAAUCCAUGGAUUCAGCACUAUAGAUCUUCAAGCAAACAAGAAAGUGCAAUGUCUCCAUCCCCUAUAACAUCUCAACAUGUUGUUAGUUUAAGCCAUAGGAAGAAAAUUUCUUAUGAAUCUCAAAUUUAUGAUCAAAAUAUGAUUUCAAGCGAUACUGAAGUGUCCGAUCAGAAUUUUGUUGACGAAGAAGUGAAAUGCGAAAGGAAAAGCACAAGUAGCGCGAAAAGACGAAAAUCUUUUGAUUGUUGACAUGCAAAUGGCAAUGACUGAAGAUGGUUCAUAUUAGCAAAUUUUCUUUCAAUUGGAGAUGUUACUUAGAAUUGUGUUUCUGCUGCAAAGAAUAAGAGGUUUUGUCAUAAAUGUGGCAGUUCUGAAUGAAAUGUUCUUAGGCAGCAACAAGAGGAGUUGAGAAAAAUUAAACAAGCUAAUGGUUGGAGUUAACUUAUAAUUGGAAAUUGGAAACUUAAUAUUAAACUCUUUGUAUGUACAAGAGUGAACUGAUAUUUUAGUUCUUAAAUGUAUGAUGCAUUAUCAUUAUAAUA
Molecule: messenger RNA, 932 nt
Organism: Vicia villosa (hairy vetch)
Lineage: Eukaryota; Viridiplantae; Streptophyta; Magnoliopsida; Fabales; Fabaceae
Product: cold-regulated protein 27
Exons: 5
Coding region: 169-639 (156 amino acids)
Biological process (GO): regulation of circadian rhythm; response to cold
Source: RefSeq, a predicted model, not a curated record